AUGUUUCGCAAUGACCUGCAGGAGAAACAAAAAACCGGCAGUAUUACCAUCGACGAUAUGGAUUCGAAAGUACUCAAGGAAUUGCUGAAUUACAUGUACACGGACCAGAAAAUACCCCAAGAAAUGGCAGCAGAUCUACUUGUGGCAGCCAAUAAAUAUGCCCUGUUGGGUUUGCAAGAAAUGUGUGAAGAUAUGUUAAUCGAUACAAUGACUACGGACACUUUGGCUGAUAUUCUUCUUCUGGGCGAUCGCCAUGCUAGUGAACGCGUUAAAUCAAAGGCUGUUCAAUUUGCAAUAGAAGAAAUUAAAGCCGUCUCGGCAACGGAGAGUUGGAAAAGAUUGCGAGAAAUCCAUCAUGAGUUAUGCAUGGACGUUUUGGAAAAGUCCAUACAGGAACGUUUGUAG
Musca vetustissima is the source of this 405-nucleotide messenger RNA. RefSeq names its product speckle-type POZ protein-like. Gene Ontology annotation, biological process: regulation of proteolysis; proteasome-mediated ubiquitin-dependent protein catabolic process. NCBI's taxonomy places the organism in Eukaryota, Metazoa, Arthropoda, Insecta, Diptera, Muscidae. The record is from RefSeq and is a predicted model, not a curated record. Gene Ontology annotation, molecular function: ubiquitin protein ligase binding. Gene Ontology annotation, cellular component: cytoplasm; nucleus. The transcript has a single exon. Bases 1 to 405 code for a protein of 134 amino acids.